GCUAUUUAGGUUCACUCUUCCACAGCAAUGGCAGAGAGCAGAGAGCCAGAAGUGAGUGGAGAAGUUAUGUCCUCUGAAAUAAUCAAUUUAAACGUUGGUGGGCGACGAUUUUCAACUUCAAGACAGACUUUAACGUGGGUACCAGAUUCUUUCUUCACCAGUCUCCUCAGUGGAAGGAUAUCAAGUCUAAAAGACGAAACUGGGGCUAUUUUUAUCGACCGAGAUCCGAAAUUAUUUUCCAUCAUUCUACGAUUUUUGCGAACCAAAGAAAUUAGUUUGAAACAUGUCGAUAUCUCAACACUUCGACACGAAGCCGAAUUCUACGGUAUUAUGCCCUUAAUACGUCGUUUGGUACUUUGUGAAGAUCUCGAUCACCCAACCUGUGGCGGUGUGUUGUUUCACAGCUAUCUUUCUCCACCAACUCCUCCGCAACCAGAAUCCAUGGAGGGAGGUCAGUCUCAUUCUCUUGUUAGUCUAAUUGAAUCUGAACUAUGUCGACCUGGUGUGGCUCAGAGGGUUGAAGCUGGUGCCAGUAACGAAAGCAGCAGUCCACAACAACAACAACUACAUAGCCAUUCCCGAAAUUCUUCAGUCGAUCUUUGUCAUACUCAUUCCAGACAACCUUCCAUGGAACUUCGACCUAACGCUGUGUCACGCAAUUCUUGUGGUGACAUUCGUCAUUCUCGGAAGUCUUCUUGGGAUUUAAGAGGUAACAAAUUCGAUUCCAAUCGUAUGCCUGUCCAAUCUAUGCGAGUGACUAUGAUACGUGGCCACCACAACUGGAUCUGUAUUGCUUAUUUACAUUUUAUCUCUUGUUUUCGUAUGGAUUCCACAGGUUGGCACCUGAUUUGGACCAGUUUCUAUAUGGAGAACCCAGUCGAAAGAGUUGCACUCAAUGCCAAAGUAAUCAAUCCAAACCAGGAUUUUGCUAACAAAAUGGUAGCUGCUUCCACUGGAAGCACGAUUUGGUUGUGGUCUGUCACAGAUGACGGUGACAGUAGAGAAAUUGGAACAUUUAAUUUAAAAGUAUCGGUAGAUUCUUUGUUUUUCAUUGGUAGCCAACUUGUGGCGCUGAGUCAAACAGGUAAAGUUGGAGUCUGGCAUGCUAUGACUCAACAUUGGCAAAUACAAGAUGUGAUACCGAUCACAAGUUAUGACACAGCUGGCUCUUUCUUACUUCUUGGUUGUAAUAAUGGAUCAAUUUAUUAUAUUGAUAUGCAGAAAUUUCCUCUUCGUAUGAAAGAUAAUGAUUUAUUGGUGACUGAACUUUACAAAGACCCUAGCAAUGAUAUGGUUACUGCUCUUAGUGUCUAUCUAACACCCAAAACUAACAGCCUCAGCGGUAAUUGGAUUGAAAUUGCCUACGGCACAAGUUCUGGUACCGUGCGUGUUAUUGUUCAACAUCCAGAAACAGUGGGACAUGAACCGCAACUUUUCCAAACUUUCACGGUCCAUCGAAGCCCUGUUACCAAAGUGAUGUUGUCUGAGAAUCACCUUGUUUCAGUUUGUUCUGAGUAUAACCAUGUAAGAACUUGGAGUGUCACUCGCUUCAGAGGAAUGAUUUCAACUCAGCCAGGUUCCACUCCACUCGCAUCUUUUAAAAUUGUUUCACUUGAUAGAAUGGAUAACCAAAUGAGUUAUCCUGGUGGACAUGAUUUCGAUAAACUCCCUGGUCCUUUUGGGGAGCAGGAUGAUAAGCAGGUUUUUGUACAACGUGUUGUCCCUGAUACAGAUCAACUUUUCGUGCGUCUUUCUUCUACAGGUCGUAGAGUUUGUGUGAUCAAAUCAGUUGAUGGCAGCCCUAUAAGUUCAUUUUGUGUGCAUGAGUGUGAUGGUUCUAACAGAAUGGGAUCCAGACCCCGACGUUAUUUAUUUACUGGACAUACGAAUGGCAGCAUCCAAAUGUGGGACCUGACCACCGCUAUUGAAAUGAUGAAGAAAGACCAGUGUGCAACAAGUGGUGGCCCUACACCUGCUGAACUUGUCUAUAUUCUUGACCAGUUUGAUUUGAGUAAUUCUCGGUCAUCGACCCCCUGUAUGAGUCCGUCUCCCUCUGUUAUUGCACCUCAUGGAUUUCAACCCAUGGCAUGUCGACAAAGGGCUGAAACUUUUCCUUGUGAUCAGCAACCGGAAGCAGGUUGUUCUGUUGAUGUUGAAGAUGAUGAUGAUUUCGAAGCUGAAGUAUCGUGUUUUUAAAUCUGACGGAAUUGGUGGAACACCAGAGUAAAAUAUCUUUUUGUAUUUCAAGUUCAAAUCCUGCCAAGAAUGAUUUUCUGUUUUCUACAUC
Octopus sinensis (East Asian common octopus) is the source of this 2287-nucleotide messenger RNA. RefSeq names its product BTB/POZ domain-containing protein KCTD3-like. The record is from RefSeq and is a predicted model, not a curated record. NCBI's taxonomy places the organism in Eukaryota, Metazoa, Mollusca, Cephalopoda, Octopoda, Octopodidae. Gene Ontology annotation, biological process: protein homooligomerization. Gene Ontology annotation, molecular function: protein binding. The coding region runs from base 28 to 2196 and encodes 722 amino acids. The transcript has 2 exons.